AUACAGGCGCUCAAAUACUUUUACUAGAAAUAAUGUCUUCACAGAUUCUAGUGUCACGGCCUCAUUAUGACACACGGGUCGUGGCGCAGAAUGGCUCACAGCCACCAGUGGAAAACCCGGAGAUCGCCGUUAAACAGAAUGUAUACUCGGGAACAUCCACCGGUUUGACCACCGCGGGUUACCGGAGCGCCAAAUACACCCCCGACGAGUGGUUCAACAAUAACACCGCUCUGUUAAACCGGGCCGCCGCCGAGCGAAACCAGGCGGAAAACAUCUGCCAUGAGUCCCGAGCGCUGAAAGCGGAGACCGACGCGGCUACUUUACGCACGCAGACCGAGGGCACCACACACCUGGGCGCCCGGCUGCAAGAUAUCCACCUCUGGAGGUCCGAGCUGGAGCGACUCAUCGAGCGGCUCAGUGCAGAAACAGACCUGCAGAUCAGCUCCAGGCGGCGGUUGGAAAAAGCGCUGGACGCCACGGAGAUUCCCUUCGCCAUCGCCACCGAUAACCUGACCUGCCGGGAGAGACGCUUCGGUCCCGACCUGGUGGAGGACCCGGUGGAGGAGGAACUUCUGAAGGAGGUGGAGCUGAUCAGAAGCAUCCAGACCCUGCUGAAAAAAACUCUGGACCAAACCGUCAACCAGAUCAGGCUGAACCGGGAGGUGAAACACACUCUUGAGUUGGACUGGUCUGAUAAACAGCAGGCAUACAGUUUGGAUGACCUCUGUGGACGAUUCAGCAACAGGAGCACCGACACACAGCGGCAUCCAAGUUCAGCAGUGCUUCAGGAUCAAGUGUGUGAUGAGGAGGUCUGGCGUAAGUUCACUGUGGAUAACCUGCGGCUGGCGGAGAGAGAGGAGAUGGCGAGUCAGGCCCUGAGGCGCCUGACUGAGCGGGUCCUGCAGGAGACCACGGAGGACCUGCGGGCGCAGUGUGACGCUGUAGAUCGAGCCUUCACUCAGCGCUGCGUGGAGAUGAGCCAGGCCAAAACACAGCUGGAGCUGCAUCUGGCACAGAUUCUGGAACAGAUCGGGGCUCAGGAGAGAAAUAUCUCACACCUACAGGAGGCGGUGCAUGAUAAAGAAGCUCCGCUCAGAGUGGCUCAAUCUAGACUGCAUUACCGGACCCUCAGACCCAACAUGGAGCAGUGCAGAGACCAGCCACAGCUCAGUCUGUUAGGUGAGGCAUCCAAGCUCAGCAAUACAGUGUCAACUCUACAGCAGCAGCUUUAUGAAGCACAGAAGUCUCUGUCUGACCUGGAGGAGAGCAGACUGAACCUGGAGAAAGACAUCGCCUGCAAAACAAACUCCCUUCUUAUUGACCGAGAGAAGUGCAUGACGCACCGCACAAGAUACCCUACCGUCACGGUGCUGUCUGGGUACUGA
Danio aesculapii is the source of this 1385-nucleotide messenger RNA. RefSeq names its product tektin 4 (gene tekt4). Gene Ontology annotation, cellular component: microtubule cytoskeleton; sperm flagellum; nucleus. The record is from RefSeq and is a predicted model, not a curated record. Gene Ontology annotation, biological process: cilium assembly; cilium movement involved in cell motility. Bases 33 to 1385 code for a protein of 450 amino acids. NCBI's taxonomy places the organism in Eukaryota, Metazoa, Chordata, Actinopteri, Cypriniformes, Danionidae. The transcript has 6 exons.